AUGGUUCAGAUCAACGGUCAAGAAGUCGGUCAGAUUGGCUUCGGUCUCAUGGGCCUCACCUGGCGCGCCCAGCCUGCCCCCGAAGAACAAGCCUUCGAGGCGAUGCGCGCCGCUAUUGCCAAUGGCAACAUCUUCUGGAACGCCGGCGAGUUCUACGGACCACCAGAGUACAACAGCAUGAUCCUCCUCGAGCGCUACUUCGCAAAGUACCCCGAGGACGCCGACAAGGUCGUCCUCAGCGUCAAGGGCGGCGUCGACGUCAAGACCCUCAAGCCGGACGGCACGCCCGAGGGCAUCCGCCGCUCCCUGGACAACAUCAUCUCCCAACUCAAGGGCCGCAAGAAGGUCGACGUCUUCGAGUCCGCCCGCCGCGACGCCAGCGUCCCGAUAGACGUCACCUUCGGCGUCAUCCAGAAGGAGUACAUCGACACCGGCAAGGUUGGCGGCAUCUCCCUCUCGGAAGUCUCCGCCGCGACGAUCCACGAGGCUGUCAAGCACGCCAAGAUCGUGGGCGUCGAGGUCGAGCUCAGCCUCUUCUCGACCGAGGUCCUCUCCAACGGCGUCGCCGCCGCAUGCGCCGAGCACAACAUCCCGCUCAUCGCCUACUCGCCCAUCGGCCGCGGCCUGCUCACGGGCGAGAUCAAGAAGUUCGACGACCUGCCCGAGGGCGACUUCCGUCGCUUCCUGCCGCGCUUCCAGGCCGACAACUUCGACAUCAACCUCAAGCUCGUCAAGCAGGUCGAGGACCUGGCGGCCAAGAAGGGCGUCACGCCCGCGCAGCUCGCUAUCGGCUGGACGAUCGCGCUGUCCAAGAAGCCCGGCAUGCCGGAGAUCAUCCCGAUUCCGGGCGCCACAACGGCGGCAAGGGUCAAGGAGAACGCGAAGCUGGUGGAGUUCACUGACGCGGAGCUAGCAGAGAUUGACGCGACGCUGGCCAAGUUCGAGGUGGCCGGCUCGCGCUACCCUGCCGGCGCUCACGUCAACACAUAA
Molecule: messenger RNA, 990 nt
Organism: Colletotrichum karsti
Lineage: Eukaryota; Fungi; Ascomycota; Sordariomycetes; Glomerellales; Glomerellaceae
Product: aldo/keto reductase
Exons: 1
Coding region: 1-990 (329 amino acids)
Cellular component (GO): cytoplasm
Source: RefSeq, a predicted model, not a curated record